UCGAAGCUCCGGCUGUUCGGUUUGCCAAUCGUCUGCACGAUGUUGAAGAUCCUUAUCCUCACAACCCUUGCGGUCUCGAUUGCUGCUCAAAUUGUAGUACCAGUGCAGCCUCAAGGACAAUUCUUUCCUCCUGGAUACCAAGACUACCCAUCACUGGCCCAGUCACCGUUGACACCAUUCAACGCACCUCUGGACGGAUAUUAUGGUUUCAAUCCUUACCUCGCACCCAACGGCUUUGGAGUUCCUCAACAAAAUCCGUUCGUAAAUGGUCCCUUAAAUUUACCAACUGGACCGGGAGUUCCUCCUCAAACAGCAUUCUUCAAUCCGAUCUACAACAACGCCAUACCCCCAGUUCCGGCCUUUGGUGGUGGUUUGGUGCCUCCUCAGAUACCGUUUCCUGGUUUCCAACAAAUUCCCCAAUUCCCACCUUUUGCUCAGGUGUCUCCUCCAGCAGCCGGUUCCCAGCCAGCCAGCCAGCAGCAAGUGGUUCAACAUGGCCGUCCCUUUUCGGACGCUACAGCAGUUUCGUUCACCCGUUUUCAAACGGGACCAAACAACUCCACCGGACCAGCACCAGUGACUGCAACGCAAGGAGUCAACAGUGGAGUUCCGCGACCGGUAGCGCCAGUAACGCCGUACGUGAAUGGUAACAAUGGCAACGGCAUCCUAACCGGAGGCUACGGUCCUGUCUAUGCCGCUCCCGCGAGUAACGCUUUGAAUCCGGCAGUUGCACAACCAAGUAGAAGCAGGUGAAAUUAACUGAAAGAAGAAAAAAUAAACAUUGAAUGUGCCUUUAUUUAUUUAUAAUAAUUCUGUUUCCUUAAUUCAACAAUAGUGAA
Messenger RNA from Malaya genurostris, 839 nucleotides. RefSeq lists its product as uncharacterized. The record is from RefSeq and is a predicted model, not a curated record. The transcript is spliced from 2 exons. The coding region runs from base 40 to 753 and encodes 237 amino acids. Lineage: Eukaryota; Metazoa; Arthropoda; Insecta; Diptera; Culicidae.